Molecule: messenger RNA, 4710 nt
Organism: Thunnus maccoyii (southern bluefin tuna)
Lineage: Eukaryota; Metazoa; Chordata; Actinopteri; Scombriformes; Scombridae
Gene: amigo1
Product: adhesion molecule with Ig-like domain 1
Exons: 2
Coding region: 748-2283 (511 amino acids)
Biological process (GO): brain development
Molecular function (GO): protein binding
Source: RefSeq, a predicted model, not a curated record
UUUUUCAUUUUAGUUUUCAUGGGCUCUCUGUGCGUCUCCGCAGCGCAUCUUCGGUGUGGUCACUUUCGGUAAACAGCGCCUUCUUGGUGUUUGAGUGCACUACUUCUGCCGAAAAACACGUCAACCACUGCAGCAGCAGCAGCGGCAGCAGCACAGCACGAAGACAGCAGCAGGCCCACCAAGAGCCACAGGGAGGCUUGUCAGCUACAGACUGCUCUUUCUUAAUUAUCUCCAUGGCUGCUGAUGAGACCCGACAGCAGCCGGACCUGCUCAAAAUGCGCCAAUUAUCUGCAAAAGACAGAUGCGCGGCCGCGUGUGUACAAAUGUGCCGUUAAAAUCGAAGAGACAGAUGAUUAAAACAGAGUCGCUUGUCGGUGGUUGCCAGUAGUUUUAAAGGACGUGCGUUGUCUGCUCUUUACGUAAUCUUUUUUUGCGUAAUUUUGCGCCGGGUAUUGGAUGCCGCGUGGACCUGGAUUAUUUUGGCGAGGAUAUCUGUAGUGCUCUCCCUCCUCCCUGCAUCCGCUGUUGUCCUCAACACCAGACACACAGACUCAGUCAGACGGAGACUAUCUGUAUGCAGCAACGUUGUAAACAGACGAGGAGCUGUUUUAAUGAAAUCCAACAUCGCUGCAUCUCGGUUGAAGCCUUCAAUCAGCAAUGCCUGGGAAUCCUCCAGCUGCUCUUCCAUGCUGUUUUCUGAGAAUGGCAUCGUAGUAAACCUCUCUGGGAUUUAGAUCAACUGCUAGCAUGUUGCAGCCUUCCACCAGAACAGGUGACAGCCUGUUGGAAACAUUACCUCAUUGGAGUAGGCGUCCGAGAUGGGCCCUUGGCCUCACUGUCUGCAUGGCUCUCCUCUGGUUUCCAGGGGCAGCGGGAUCUACCCUAAACUGCCAUAAGACUUGCAUCUGCGCCUCAAACAUAGUGAGCUGUUCCAAGAUGAAUCUGACCACUGUCCCAACAGGACUGCCGCUCUAUACUGCUGUGCUGGAUCUCAGCUACAAUGAGAUAACACGGUUGCGAUCAGAGUGGACACCAGUCAAGCUCCUGAAGCUCCAUAACCUCCUGCUCAGCCACAAUGGUCUCUACUUCCUGUCUUCAGAGGCGUUCAUAUAUGUGAAGCACCUGCGCUACUUGGACCUGUCCUCCAACAAUCUUCAGCAGCUGGACGAAUUCAUCUUUGAGCCUUUGGUCAACCUGGAGGUUCUCUUACUGUACAAUAACCAAAUUUCCCAGAUUGACCGCUCAGCCUUUGUUGGCGUGGUCAACCUUCAGAAGCUCUACCUUAGCCAGAACCAAAUCUCCCGCUUCCCCAUGGAGCUGGUCAGGGAGAAGUCCCGCCUGGAGAAACUUAGCCUCCUGGAUGUGUCCUCCAACAAGGUCAAAUUAUUGCCCAUUGAUGAGCUCCAGGUGCUGCCUGCCUGGAUUAAAAAUGGCCUCUACUUCCACAAUAACCCUCUGCUGUGUCACUGUGACCUCUACACACUCCUGGCCCACUGGUACAUUCGAAAGCUCAACUCUGUCGUCGACUUCAAAGAUAAAUACACAUGUAUUCUACCUGGCCCGCAGAAAACCCAAGUGGGUGUUUUUGAUCUCAGCGGUGACAUGAACUGCAGCACAUUCAAGGAGGCUGAUGAAGAGGCUUUUCUGGACCAAACGCUGACCCUUGGCUGUGACACCAAACAGAGAGUCACGUCAAAGACCUGGACGAUGCCUGGUAACGUGAUGGUGACACCUGGAAGCAACCAGACAGCCAAAGUCUUGCCAGAUGGGAGUCUGCAGAUUAGUCCGGUGAGGCCCGACGACUCUGGAACCUACACUUGCUUUGCAAUGAGUGAGGCCUUCAAUGAAACGAUCUAUGUGGUGCUGAAGGUUCACAACUUCACCAUGCACGGGGGCGGGGAGACCCUGAACACAGCGUAUACCACCUUGGUGGGUUGCCUGGCCAGUGUGGUGCUAGUGCUGAUGUACCUUUACCUGACGCCGUGUCGAUGCUUCUGCUGCCCCAACAAGGGUAAGAAUCGGGGUGAGGACAGCAUCCACUCCUCUAUGCUCAGUGUCACACCUACCCAUGAGGACCCAGCACUCAAGGCCGAGCUGAACAGGCACGUGGCAUUCAUAGACUCGAAGGACUUGCAGGGUCAGAAUGGCAAGCUGAACCCCAAUGGGGAUGAGGAUGACGAUGACCUGGAUGCAGAGGCCAGUUCUCUUAUGAAGGGAAAGAGGAAGAAGUCAGUAGCAGAGUCCAUCAGCUCCGUCUUCUCAGACACUCCAAUGGUGGUCUGAAAUGGCAAAGACAACGGACGCCACAUGACUGGAUGUAAAUGGUACAACGUGAGCCAUGUUUAAGUUAAUGUGAACUGUGACCUUGUAGGAGAAAAUGAAGGGAUGUUCAUCUGUAAUUGCUGGCAAGUCGAAAUAAGGAUCUCAAAGGGAGUAAAAAAUGAACUGUCUUGUUGUCAACAAGAACAAUAAGCAGGACUUUUCCAGCAUUUUAAUCUGUAGCACUUAAUAUUCAUACUGUGAAGGAAUGGCAGUGUACUAGGACAGUGGAAACUACUGAAGUCUUACGAGAGUAAAAGGUAGAUGAUAUGUUAUUGAUAUCAGCACUCAGGAAGUGAUACAUUAAAUUGCUUAAGUGUGGGAAAUACAUACAAUGCACAGAUUGAAAUUAGAUUUGAAAACAAAAUACUUCACACGUACUUUUUCUUUUUCUUCUUUCGGCUGUUCCCGUUAGGGGUUGCCACAGCAGAUCAUCCAUUUCCAUCUCUUUCUGUCCUCUGCAUCUUCCUCUGUAGCGCCAACCACCUGCAUGUCUUCCCUCACCAUAUCCAUAAACCUCCUCUUUGGCCUUCCUCUUUCCCUCUUGCCUGGCAGUUCCAUCGUCGACAUCCUUCUGCCAAUAUAACCAGCUCCUCUGCACAUGUCCAAACCAUCUCAAUCUCGCCUCUCUCGCUUUGUCUCCAAACCAUCCAACCUGAGCUGUCCCUCUAAUAUACUAAUUUCUAAUCCUGUCCACCCUCAUCACUCCCAACGAAAAUCUUAGCAUCUUCAACUCUGCCACCUCCAGCUCUGCUUCCUGUCUUCACAGGAGCCACAUCACUGGUCUCACUACCGUCUUGUAAACCUUCCCUUUCACUCUUGCUGGUACCCUUCUGUAUACUCCACGUUACUUUGAACAGUUGACCCCAUGUAACUCAUCCACCUUCACCAUCUCUACUCCUUGCAUCCUCCCCAUUCCACUGUCCUCCCUCUCAUUCAUGCACAUGUAUUCCAUCUUGCAUUCCUCUUCUCUCCAGUACAUACCUCCACCUCUCCAGACUCUCCUCACCUACUCCCUACACUCAAUGCAGAUCGCAAUGUCAUCCGCAAACAUCACAGACUCCUGCGUCAUCUGGUCUGUUAACCUGUCCAUCACUAUUGCAAACAAGAAAGUGCUCAAAGCCCAAUCCUUGAUGUAAUCCCACCUCCACUGUGAACCCAUCCGUCACUCCAACCGCACACCUCACCGCUGUCACACUACCCUCAUACAUAUCCUGCAGCAUAAUACUUCAUACGUACAGUAGUAUAUAUUGAAGCCAUGGCUCAUAAUUAGAUUUAUUACAAAGACUAGAAUAGAUUGCAACUUGCGUAAACAUUAGAGCAUAAGUACAUUUACCCUUCCUCUAUCAACACAGGGACAGAGCUUUAGAUAGACAGACUGCCGUCACCAGGCUAUGAAUACAUCUGUCAUUAACCUUGAGUCAUCUAUAAAGAAGCAGCAUGCCAUAAACCCACAUUAUACGAGAUCCCAGACUGAUCUGUAUGAGUGGGAUAAAGGAAAUGUGGAUUCAUCAGUCAUUUAGUAAUUUAUAUUGAGAAAGAGAUGGCACAAACAUUAAUUAAGCGGCCAUUUCCAUUCUAAGUUAUAGCUGGUACUUAGUUGCACUCAGAUACAGUUAAUUAGACUGAUUCUUAUUCGUAUUCAUAGUCAUGUGUAUAGUAAUAUAAGAGAGAGCUUUGUUUUUCCUUUGCUAUCUUAAAGGAUCGAUUUACAUAGAUAUAUGGUAUAAAAUAGUUGACCAGCUUGAGGCAGAUCAUUGUUUAUAAAUGAAUAGUGUAUCAAAAUAGUUGCCUCUUAGUUAUGCACAUUUACAGAAUAACCCAAGAGAAACUUUUGAAACCUUACACAACUAAAAACAUGGAACACCUCCAACAGAAAUACAUUAGAUGCCAGGAAGUAUUUUGUCUUGACUGACUAUCAACAUAUUGUCUCAGUUCUGUAUACAGACAGGUACCAUGGUCUUUACAAGGACAAAUAGGCUUCUGUUAGUUGUACAAGUCCAAUGUGGUGCCACUUACUGCAGAUUUUGACUCCUCCUCUUGGCCAAGUUAUAGUAUUUGUUUUUCUCAGUCACACUACCAGGAAGUUAAAUACCAAGCCAAGGCUAAAAGCUGCCAGCUUGAGUUUAAUUUAUUCUUUCCCGUAUAUAAAAUGUGCACCUGACACAAAAUCCUGAAAUAUUUUGAUGUAUGUUGUUCAAAAGAACAUAAACCUUGGUCAACACAUCCUCAUAAUUAAAUGACCACAUAGGUCAAAUGUACCUGCACUCCAGAACGACCCAUAGGAGCGUUUUCAGAGUGACCCACAGGAGUGUAAUAUGCUGCUUUCCAAAACUGUUACAAAUCACUUAAAAAAUAAUUAUGUUUUAUGGUGUGACAACACUGUGUUCA